AUGGAAUCAAACAGGGCUGCUGCUACCAGCCCGCUACGUAAUCAAUAUCACUAUAUAGAGGAAGAUGACGAACAUGACGACGAACAACCACACUUUUCCAACCACCAGCAAUACCACGACGAACAACAAUAUGAGGAGCCCUCAUCACCGAAAUCCUUCCAUUCUGAAGAGAAUUUUACUGUGAAGAAGGACGGGAGACCUGUUGAGAAUGGAGAAUACCUACCGGAAUCAGUUAGAUUACCCAAUGCAUCAGUUUACUCGCAAGCUCCCAUACCCGAUACCUCGAGAGAUUCGAGCGAGUUCUUUACUCAUAACCCGGAAAGAUUCGAUGUUGACGAGUACCUACGCUCAAAAGUCAAGAUGCAGUCGUAUACGCCCCACGACAACUAUUACAGGGAUUACAAUCCAUUCCAGCCUCUAGACAAGGGCAAAGGACCAUACGUAGAACACGAUGUAUACCACCCAAUCCAGGAUCCAAUUGUGGUGGCUAAGGUGGAUAACGUUCCACCACGAACCAUGUCGAACGACUAUGGACAACGAGAAAUGUCGCAGCGUAGAGGACCCGAGUAUUCUGACCAUAUUGAGCCAGAUCACAUUGAGCAGAAUGGAUGGCAUAGUGAGCGUGUUAAGCUGAAUAGCUAUGAAGAGACGGAUGAGGCACCAAAACCAAAGUCAAAGGCUUUGAUUUUACUACUGGUGUUUUCUCUGGCAUUAACGAUACUAAUGGCUGCACUUGAUUCUACGAUUGUUGCUACCGCUUUACCAAUAAUCGCAAGUCAAUUGGGUGAUCUGACGCAGCUGCCAUGGGUUGCUACGUCGUACCUGCUGACGUCCACGGUGUCUCUCCCGAUAUUCGGGAAGCUUUCUGAUGUGUUUGGUAGAAAAAUUAUACUUCUGAUAUCGAUAGCCAUCUUUUUGGUCGGUUCGGCGUUGUGUGGAGCGAGUCAAAACAUGAUCAUGCUCAUCGUGUUCCGUGCCGUGCAAGGUUUGGGGGGUGGCGGACUCAUGUCGUUAGUUAUGAUCACAUUAUCAGAGCUGGUUUCGUUACGUGAGCGCGGCCUAUAUCAAGGCUUACUAACAGGAGUGAUGGCUAUCGCUUUGUUGGGAGGUCCAAUCUUCGGAGGACUGUUUACUGACAAGCUGUCUUGGAGAUGGGCUUUCUACAUCAAUCUGGUCAUCGGUGUCUUCCCGGUCACAUUGAUUGUCCUCUUUCUUCACCUACCUGUCCGACAGGAGCGUGUAUUGAAAAAGCUGCGAAGAAUUGACUAUCUGGGAGCAUUCAUACUGAUUGCAUUCAGUGUUUUCUUCUUACUUGGCUUGCAAUGGGGAGGUCAAGAUUACGCAUGGAAUUCUCAAGAAGUUAUUGGAGUACUCGCAUGUGGUGUGGUCUUCUUUUGUCUCUUCAUCGUGGUCGAGUGGCGUUGGGCUGCAGAGCCCAUCAUACCAAUGCGACUAUUUGGAAUUUGGAACUAUGUUCUUUCUAGUAUUACGUGUUUCACAUGUGGAUUUGCCUUCUACUCUUCUGCAUAUUAUCUGCCCUACUACUUCCAAGUCGCGAAGGAUGUGUCAGCUACGACAAGUGGGCUGUACAUGUUUCCACUGAUGAUUGGGUAUUUGCUUAGUUCUAUCUUCGCUGGUGUCCUUGCCAUGAGAACGGGAAGGUAUACAGAGUACCCGAAACUAUGUGCUCUCAUGGCAACAUUUGGCUCUUACUUAAUCAGCCGAUGGGAUGGUAACUCGGGCCUGGGCGAGAUUUUGGGAUUUGGACUGAUCUUUGGAAUUGCAGCUGGAGGAAUCACACAACCAAUGCUAUUGGUGGCUCAAGCCUGUAUCAGGCCGUCUGAUCUGGCUACUGGAACAUCAGCAAACUCCUUCAUCAGGACGUUUGGUGGUGUCCUUGGGCUUGCAGUUAUGGGUUCAAUCUUGAAUAAUGUUUGGAGGACGAGUCUCUUGAAUUCUAUUGAUGCUCAGUCACUGAGCACUAUAUCUGUUGGGAACUCUUUCGACAUAGAGGUCAUCAAGUCAUUACCUGAUGCUACCAGACUGGUGGUUGUUCAGGCAUUUAUAGACGGCCACCGCACCAUUUGGUGGACGAGCGCGUGCGUAUGUGCUUUAGGCUACUUGGCUUGCAUGAUGAUCGUGCACAUACCUUUGAGAAAGACGACCGAGGCAGUAGUAGCAGAGUAG
Synchytrium microbalum is the source of this 2187-nucleotide messenger RNA. RefSeq lists its product as uncharacterized. The transcript has 16 exons. Bases 1 to 2187 code for a protein of 728 amino acids. Gene Ontology annotation, molecular function: transmembrane transporter activity. Gene Ontology annotation, biological process: transmembrane transport. NCBI's taxonomy places the organism in Eukaryota, Fungi, Chytridiomycota, Chytridiomycetes, Synchytriales, Synchytriaceae. The record is from RefSeq and is a predicted model, not a curated record. Gene Ontology annotation, cellular component: membrane.